GAUUUCAUCAACAAACCAGCCAGGUGGCGCUGGUGCCACACACUAGCCUGGCACAUCAGCUGCUCCAAACACGACUAUGAUGUUGCCGAUGAUGAUGUUGGUGAUGAUGAUGACGGUGGCGAAUUGAAAUGUCUGCAACAUCGAGCAGUGCAACUCAGUCGCUCCGCAGACGGCAAAGUAUAAGCUUACGUUUCGUGUACGUACGGUUCGAAUUAAGACACAAAUUGCACCGCGCAUAAUGAUUACACCAUAAAAUAGCAGAAAAUAUAUGUUUCGGUAUAGAGUGACGAAAAUCAAUUGAAAGCGCAGGCUAAUAAAAAAUGCCUUCAAACAAAAGCGCAAACUUGCCAACACACAUACACGCAGGCAUGUCUAGGUGUGCGCGUGUUAGUCAUUUGCAUACCUGGCUGGAGCUGGGCGUAUAGUGACAAGUGCGGUGUGUGAGGCAAUGUUUGCGAAAUACUUGAAAGAAAUACGUUAGUAACCAAAGUGGGAUCGGAUAGUGAGAAACCAACAACAACAGCAAAAAUAAAUAAAUAAAGCAUUCAACUCGUCAGCAGCUUAGCUGUGUAUGCCGGUCUAAAAGCAAAACAGCAAAAAAUUUGCAGACGUGAUUCUAGCGAAAAUCAGCGGAAAGAGAAAAUCGCACUUCAGCGAAAACAUAAAUUGAGCAUCGAAUGAAUAGCCUCUUCACUCGUAUUAAUUGCGGCAAAGCCGAUGACAAAGAAAAAAAACGAAACAAUAAAACAUUUUAGAAAAUUUGGGAAAAACAAUAAAAUAUAAUUAGGCGCAAGCUAAAAUACGAAAAAGUGAGGGGAUGUGAAAAAAGGUGGAAAUUAAGAACAUGAAAAAACAAUAAAAGAAGAGUCGAAUUUAAAAGCAAAAUCUAAAAAAAGAUGAUUAAAUAAAUCAUUAAAACGUGCUGAAGUGUGUGAGUAUUUAUUAUGGAAAUGAAACUAAAUGGAGAGGGAGAGACAGAGAGUUAAUGAGUGAAUGAGAGGAAACAAAAACAACAUUAAAAGAGUAGGAAAUAAAAAUUGAACGGAAAUAAAUAAAUGCGGUAAAAGUGGCAACAACCACAACUCAAUAGACGAGGAAGUGUGAACUAACAAAUCGCAGAGACAAAGGCAAAACAAAAACAAUUCCAACGAAGUGAGCUAAAUGUGCAAAAAACAAACAAAAUUCGCUCUGUUGAAAGAGAGAUUUUGAGCUUCGAACACGAAGUGAGAGCGUCAAAUGAGUGCAAAAAAAAAAACAAACUUGACAAGAAAAAGUUGUCAACGAGGCAAAUAAACGAGCACGACCAGCAGACGACGACGACGACAAUCAACCACCGACAACCACCAGCGCAUAAUCAACAACACCAAUUGCAAGAGCAACAACAACUUACGACAAUAUCAAAUCCAUAACAGCAACAACAACGACAGUCUGCGUCUGUGCUGUUGCUCACCAGCACAUCAUCAUUAUCUGCAACGGAGCCGCUGAGCCACGGCGCUACGGAGCACCAUAACGAGCCGCCAUCGAAGAGGCUAGCAAGUUCGGUUAGUUAGUCGCUUGACCGUUUCACUGAGGUGGUUGCUUGGCUCAGUCGGUGAAUGCCCGUCAGGCGCGUCGGUUGUAAAUUUUCGUACGCCAUUCUCAUUACGGAUGCCAUUAACGAAAGACGACGUGCGAAUAAAAGCAAUUAAACACUAUUCAACCACUACAGAUCUUUUGCUAUUCACGAACGUGAAAAAUAAACGCUCCCAACCCAAAGUGUGUGAUAAGAUUAAGGCGAAAAAAUCAAGAAAACAGCAACAAAAAUCGAAAGAGAUCGACGCACAGCAGUAAGCAACAACAACAACAACAUAUAAAACCUCUAACCAGCAAACGGCACUGGAAAAGUAUCAAAAAAAUAAAAACAAUUUUUAAAUAAUAAAAAAAAUAAUAUAAUUAUGUAUUUCACAUGAAAAUGCUAGCAAUCUAGUCUUAAUGCCCGUUAGACUAAACAAAAUUUAUUGAUCAUUUCAUUUUAUAAACAAUGCGCUGAUCAAGUUUUAUUUUAAUAAAUUAAAUAAUCAAAAAGCUGCAAGUUAGUUUUCGUCGAGUGCAACUAAAGCGUUAAGUGGAAAUUUUCAAGUGCAUACUUUUUAUUUUAUAAAAUAACAAAAAAGUUAAUUUACACACAUAUGUACAUACGUACGUGUUUAGAUGUACAUGUGUGUGCGCGCCUAACGUUGCUCGAAAAGUGAUUAGAAUUAUCAAUUGAAAACCAAACAAACAACACAAAGUAAUUAAAUGACACGCCACAGCAGCAGCCAGCAAAAAUAAUCAGCAAGCAGUCGUAUACUAUUGAUUGCGAUUGGCAUUUCACUGAGCGUCGCAUGCAUCAGCGUUUUGAUUGUUGCCAUAAAUUGUUAUCGUGUCACGGCGCUGAAACGUCGUGCCACUGUCGCUCUAACAUUACCAAUUCCACUGUUGCCCGAAGAUCAGACACUUCUGCACACUGAGCCGGACAAUCCUGUACCCAUGCUAUCGGUACAGACUGCCGGCUACGCGGGAAUGGAGCGGCUCGGCGUUCCGACCCGCACCACACUUAACUCACCACCUGACGACAGAGGGCAAUAUAGCUGUAGAAUGCGCGUGGAGACACUGCCGGCGCGAGACAUUUUAGUACGUAGCGAAACUGUGAUCCGUAGCAACAACGUAAGCAGCGGCUGUACGAGCGCUUGUAUGACCACUGCCAAUAGUAGUGGCAAUAAGAAUCAACAGCAGCAACAACUAUUAAAUCAAGAGCAUCACAAUCAACAUUCCCACCAUCAUCAGCAACAGCAUCAUCACCAAUACCAACAACACUACCAACACCACCAUAACCAGCAACAACAUUACCAGCGCAUGUCAGCGCAACAACAAGAACAGCAAACAGCGUGCAGCAGUGCAAGUAGUGCGCGCAAUGGCAACAUGCCCGCACGCAGCACAACAAGUAUUAGCAACAGCAAUAGCAGCAGCAAUUUCAUGCGCGGCGGCAUCGAGGCGGCCACCCUCAAGUACGGCAGCAUGGGCAGCGGGAGCGGUGGCGCCGGCGGCGGCUAUGGCAGCAGCAUAUCGGGCAGUUCCUGUGGCAGCAAUAGUUCCUGCAAUAGUCACAGCAUCGACCACCAUCAGCACUAUCAGCAGGCAAAGCAGCCGAAGCAGCAGCGCACGCCACGUUGCCCACACCAUGUGCCGUUGCCGGAUAGCGAAUGGGGUCAGGAUCGCAGCAUGCAACUACGCGCAAGCUAUCAGCAAUCUGAAUUAACGCGUUCCUACAUCAAACCUCCGCCGAAUAAAACCAUAAAAGACGUUCCAGAACAAUCAUCCUACAAUUUUAAUGCUCUGUCAGCGCUCAGCGGCUCCAACAUAACGUUAUAUGCUUCGCCUGCGACGUCAACAGCACAGCCACAACAACAACAACAUCCACCAAAAUCAAAGCCAAACGUGAUCACAAAGCUUUUUUCGCGCAAAAGCUCACCCAAAUCGCCCACAGCGCUCGCAUCGUCAUCCUCUUCCACGUCGGCGUGCUCUUCGCUACCCACGUCCGCGUCUAUAACGUCCAUGCCCGCAUCGACAUCGUCCUCAACGUCAUCGAUAGCGUCCGCAGCUGGUGGCGCAGCCCUAGCAGCAGCAGCUCUAUCGCCUGCUCUAUCUACAUCUUCAACGCCAUCGGUACUCGCAUCAACACCCCUAGCAUCAAUGCCCAUAUCGACUGCAUCAUCGCUAAAGACGACUGCCUGCAGUUAUGGUGCCAGCUCAUUGCAAGGGUCCACACCACCUUCCAUAACGGCCGGUCUUGCGACCAGCACACAACUACUGACCACAAUCGGCGUCUCGCCCACAGCCACAUCCGCCGCAAUCGAGCGCAUACCAACACCGCCACUUUCGGUGACAGUGCCCAUUGGUGGCUACCACCACCAUCACCACCUCCACCAUCAUCACCACAAUCAGCAGCAGCAACGCUUGCACCAACAACAGCAGCAAAUACUAUUAGACAGCAUCGUGGCCGAAAGCGCCACGCCCACAACAUCGUUGCAAUCACUUAAGAGCAGCAGCUGCAAUUUGGCUACUGCCGGCGCCGCGGAGCGCAACAGCAGCCGCAGCAGCCUGGUUGCCAUGGACUGCUAUCCGCUGACGGCCGCGGCGACAGGCGGCAUGACGCCACGCUCCCGCACACCGACAACGCUUGCGGACAACAACAAUUGCAACUGCAAUAAUAAAGACUGUAACACGUGCACGUCGAAUACAACAACAUAGCGGCGCGUGGCUGCCAUUGCAAACACCACAGUUGCUAGCAUCGAAAUCGCGAAGAUGGCAUAGUGUGGUGAGGCAGGAGAAGUAGAUAAAAGACACGGGUACGGCGCAGCGUGAACAAGUUGUGCAUUAACUAGCAACAAAUUCCUGUAUGCGUAUGCCUAGGGGCCAAGGGGGAAAUUCAUAGUAUAUAGUCGCUGCAAUAUGUUGCACAUACACACAAAUGUCUGUAUGUUCAGCAGUUAUGUAAAUCUAUUUAAUUUGAGCAUGAAACUACUUUAACACUGGUUUCACAUGAAUUUUGUAUUCACAUCAUUUCCAAACGCAACAGUACAGCGAAAGGGGAAAACGAAAAUGAGAAAUGCAUUGCCUCACCGCGGUAUACUAUAUACAUACAUAAAUACGCUUGAGUGAUAGGUUCUUGAAAGCAGAAUUGACUGUCGCCAAAAGCGCUCUGCCAGCUGAGGUUUAAAAAAAAUGUUUGUGAAUUUGCUUUAAGCUAAAUUAGUUUACGAUUAUUCGAAGCCUAAAGUAAUUUUAAUCCAAUUUAUUGUAUUUUUUAAAUUAAUUGUUUAACUAUUCAAAAUUUAUUUUAGCCAAUUAAGCAAAAAUUUAUUUCGAAACCAAAAAAAAAAAAUCAAAGCGGAAAAAUGUGUAGAAUUGUGUUCAUGACUUUUUUUCGCAAUUAAUUAUGCGUGUGUGCAAUUGCCUUUGAUUAGCAAAUUAUAUUAAAAUUAUUACUUAUUUAAGAAUAACGCUGGCAGAACAUUGAGGUAAAAAGUAUUCGCACUGCGCAUACAUUCUCAGCUUUCCCUUGUAUACUGUUGUGUUUUUAAACGAUUUUAAUUUGUAAAGAUUAAUCUAAAAUAAAUUACAAUUUAAGUCAAUCCAAUAAGUGUAAAUAAUCUUAACGCUAGCAUAGUUAAUAUACUAGCCUUGUCCAUACUACAUAUAAGUAGACAUACUAUUUGUAUGUAGUGUAAGUGAGAAGAAGAAAUUAUUUAAAGGAUAAAUGGAUUUUUAAUUAGUCUAAAAUAGCGGAAAGUAGCUGUAAAAGGAUAAUUAAAUAAAAUAAACUGAAUUAAAUAUGCUAUAUAUUAAAUA
Messenger RNA from Bactrocera oleae (olive fruit fly), 5370 nucleotides. The record is from RefSeq and is a predicted model, not a curated record. Lineage: Eukaryota; Metazoa; Arthropoda; Insecta; Diptera; Tephritidae.